UGACUUUAUGCAGGUAAAUGCAGUGCAAUAGCCAAAGAAAGCACCGUACACAAGCAAGGCUCUGCAGCUUGGAGCAAGACGUCCAUAACUCCUCCACCCAAGUCCACCUCGACCGUAUUCAAGACCAUUAACUUCCAGUAAAAUGUCGCAGCUCAUUCCAAACUUCACCACACGCAUUCGAGUUUUCAAAGAUCACAUGGAAGUUAUACACGCUGUAGCAGUUUUCCCGGAUAGACGACGUAUGAUCGUGGCCUCGGAUGACACGACACUUUGUCUGUGGGACUUAGAAACAGGCGUGUUGAAGAAGAAGAUGGAGGGGCAUCGUGCCAAAGUGAACCAAUUGGCGGUAUCACGAGAUGGGCAGACGAUAGCAAGUGGCGAUGACGAGGGAGAGAUCAUCCCCUGGAACGGAGAAACCGGGGAACCACUUACCCAACCUAUCAAAGCCCACUCCGAGGAAAUCUCGGCGUUAGACUUUUCUCCUGAUGGUAAAGUGCUAGCCACCGGUUCAACAGACAAAACGAUGAAACUAUGGAGAACGGAAACUUGGCAGAUGGAAGGAGACCUAUUCGAGUGUGAUAGUGAAGUCAACUGCGUUCAGUAUUCGCCAUCUGGUAAACAUCUUGCGAUCGCAACAGAGACCAAUAUCAAAAUCCAUAAUCCUUUACACAACCUCUUCCUUGAGGGACGUCCUCUCACCAGAGUCGAAGUCAAGACAACAGGCAACCAGUCACUCGCCUGGACGCCCGAUGGCACCCGCCUUCUUUCAUCGGGUGGUGAGGACGAUCCCAGCAUACGGGAGUGGGACACAUCUACCUGGAAGCAGGUCGGUGAUCCCUGGACGGGCCACACUGAUUAUAUCGUCGCCAUUGCCAUUCAUCCUGAGGGCACCUACCUGGCUUCUGCAUCUUAUGACAGCCAUGUCCGUCUCUGGCGGCUGUCAGAUCGACGACCCAUCGCCAUCUUUCAGCACUCAACCUGGAUGACAUGCGUCACUUUCUCCAUGGACGGAAAACAUGUCCUCAGUGGAGGUGAUGAUAAGAUGAUCUCAGAAUGGGAAGUACCCGAGUACGCUUGGCCAGAAGAGGCUCAACACCCUGAUUCAAAGAUCCUUGCCAUCAACACAACCGCCCGAAAAGCUUGCAUUACGGGAGAUUUGUCUGCAGCUGAAAAGAUACUCACGCAAGAGAUCGAAACCGAUGCCAAUAAUGACAUAUCCUACGCCGACCGCUCGCUCGUUAUGGCACGCAAAUUUGACUGGGACCGGGCACUUCAUGACGCGAGUAAGUCCCUCAGCAUACGGCCCUCAUUGACAGGGUAUGUUGCCAAAGGUAUCGCUCUCUACGGGAAACAGCAGGUGUUGGACGCGACGACAGCCUUUGACCUCGCGUUUACGUUCGCGUUCACGGAUGGAGAUUCAAAGACUCCUUUUUUCCUUUUCUUGAUCAAGGUGAUAGCACUUUUCAAUGCAAAUAAACAUGAGGAGGCAAUGCUGCUCGUCCAAGACCUGGCUACCCGUCCCAAUCCUGAUCCUCUUGGUUCUCGUGUCGUGGAAGCGUAUCUGCGAGUCCAGCUGGGAACCAUUGCCGUGGACGGUGCGCUUCACAAAGAAGCUGCAAACCACUUCACAGCAGCUGUCAAGGCUGCCGCUUUCUUUUCUACAUUGGACAUUCAUGCUAUGUACGCGGACUUUGUUGUGCUUUUCGGCUGGGACCUCAAGUCCCUGUGGCAAAUUGCAAACCAGCAACGCUACCAUGCACUCAUUCAGUCAGGUAAAGUUGGAGCAGCCCUGGAAUCGUAUCGAUACAUGAUGGACAUGAGCGAUGAGGCCACGAAGGCCAUCUUCCUUGCUUGGAUCAAUACUUUCGAUGAAGAAUGAAGGGCACACACGAAGCUCGAGGCCAUCGUAGCGAGUUGUCCUUAGAACAGAGAUAUUUACCCCAUUCUGAUUUGUACCUCGAUUUUAUACGGAUCUCGCCCUUUGUAUUCAUAUCGUGUGCUAGCUCAUAAUGCAAAG
Molecule: messenger RNA, 2017 nt
Organism: Suillus paluster
Lineage: Eukaryota; Fungi; Basidiomycota; Agaricomycetes; Boletales; Suillaceae
Product: WD40-repeat-containing domain protein
Exons: 9
Coding region: 143-1879 (578 amino acids)
Molecular function (GO): protein binding
Source: RefSeq, a predicted model, not a curated record